AUGGACCUCAUCGAAGAACUCCCUUGCUGGGGUGUCGCCGUGAAAGAUCCUCUACACUAUUCCAAAAUGCUUCAUCAUAAUAUGAGUCUAGAUAUACCUACACCAGAAAUUGUGCCUAGUUCAGUAGCCCUAUCAAAACUUGACGGUUCAGCUAAGAUCGGGACUAUCACAGAAGCCACAACUGGGCCAUAUCAAAAAGUUCUUGACUGGGGUCGACAAGAACAUUAUUUCAAAUUAGCUAAUAUUUUCCACACGAAUAAUUACUAA
Auanema sp. JU1783 is the source of this 267-nucleotide messenger RNA. The record is from the annotation of a GenBank genome assembly. NCBI's taxonomy places the organism in Eukaryota, Metazoa, Nematoda, Chromadorea, Rhabditida, Rhabditidae.